CAGGCUCGGAAUGUGCUGAUUCGAGAAGGACGUGAAGCGAACCGACACCGGGUUCCUGGCGAUAGCAACAGAAGUGGAGAAUGAUGGAGAGAAAGUCUCGGAACCUCCAGAAAAAAUCAAGGACUUACUGAAGGAGUUCCAAGACAUUCUUCCCGACGACCUCCCGGACGAACUACCGCCAUACCGAACGCACCAACACGAGAUCGUGGAGGAACCAGGUUCGAAACCGACCUUCCGAGCACCAUAUUGGCUAAGCCCCAUAGAACUAGCCGACAUGAAGAAGCAGAUCGAGUAUAUCCUCGCCAAAGGACUCAUCCGACCAUCCAUUUCGCCAUACGGUGCCCCUGUACUCUUCGCACCGAAACCGGACGGAAGCCUGCGCAUGUGCAUCGACUACCGAACUCUCAACAAGCAGACCAUCAAGAACAAAUAUCUGAUACCACGAAUCGAUGACAUGCUUGACCAGCUUCGGGGAGCUACGGUACUUUCAAAACUAGAUCUGCGGUCCGGAUACUGGCAGAUAAGAAUGGCGGACGAUUCCAUUCAGAAAACUGCCUUCCGAACUCGGUACGGAUCGUACGAGUAUUUGGUCAUGCCGUUCGGACUCACCAACGCACCUGCAACAUUCCAAGCAGACAUGAAUCAUAUCCUACACCCACUCUUGGACGAAUGCGUGGUGGUGUACCUGGACGACAUCCUCAUCUACUCGCGCAACAUGCAACAACACGUCGAGCACCUACGACGCGUCUUCGAAAUUCUUCGACGAGAACGCUUCUACGUCAAACUAUCCAAGAGCGACUUCGCCCUCAAGAAGGUCCAAUUCCUCGGACACAUCGUAAGCGCUCAAGGAGUUCACGUCGACCCCAAGAAAAUCGAAGCCGUGCGUACGUGGAAGACACCCGAGAACGUGAAGGAGUUACAACAGUUCCUUGGCUUUGCUAACUACUACAACAGGUUCAUGCCACAAUUCGCGAAGAUCUCCAUGCCACUCACGAAUCUGCUAAAGAAGAACACGCCCUAUAAAUGGGAGCCACAACACCAGGAAGCCAUGGAGCUGCUGAAACAAGCACUCACGUCCGCACCCGUACUCAUCUUGCCAGACCCCGAACGCGACUACGUCAUCGAAGCUAACGCCAGCGACCAGGCAGUGGGAGCAGUCUUGAUGCAAGACCAGGGGAAUGGACUGCAACCAAUCGUCUACCUCAGCAAGAAACUACACGGAGCAGAACUCAACUACCCGAUACAUGACAAGGAGGCCCUGGCUAUCAUCAUUGCCUUCAAAACGUGGAGAUGCUAUCUCGAAGGACGCAAGACGACAGUCUACACCGACCAUUGCAGCCUAAAAUAUUUGAAGACGCAACCAAGCCUCUCCAGGGGGCAGGUCCGGUGGAUUGACUUCCUCGAGACACACUUCCACUACGACAUUGUGUACAAGCCCGGCCACAAAAACAAAGCAGACACGCUUAGCCGGCCUGCACACGUUGCCGCCAUCCAAGUUGAAGGGAUGAAUCCACUCCUCAAGGGACUCUUCACACACGGGUACACCAUCGACCCCGAAAUACCCUUGGCAGAAAAGCGACAUCUGCAGUGGGACAACGACAUCGCGUACCGGAAAGGAUCAAUGAAGAUCUGGUUCUCCAAAAUGGGACACUUCAUCUCGACACACACGACAGCACGCACCGAGGAGACAGCACAACUCUUCGUUCGCUACAUCAUCUCACAACAUGGCAUUCCGACCACACUCAUCUCCGACCGAGACCCUAAGUUCACCGGUAAAUUCUGGAAAGAACUGAUGUCUCUGCUCGGAACCAAACUCGCCAUGUCAUCCGCAUACCAUCCGCAGACAGAUGGACAGACCGAGCGCCUCAACCAAAUUGUGACGCAACUCCUCUGCGCAGCCUGCAAGGACGACAUCUCCAAAUGGGACUUGCAUCUGCCCGUCCUGGAGUUUGCCUACAACAAUGCUACCCACGCCGCUACUGGACAGACGCCGUUCCUCCUCUGUUACGGACGCCACCCACUCACACCUCAACAACCAACCAUACCAGCCACAGUCCAACCCGCUCAUGAUUUCAUCACGACCAUGCACAAACUUUGGGAUCGGACCCACAAGCGCCUUCUCGACAUACAGCAACAACAGAAGCGCCAAGCCGAUCGCCACCGCACAGAACACACCAUCACCGUGGGAGACCGAGUACUACUCGAUACACGCAAUCUUGACAUCAGCCAUCUCCCAUCCAAACUGCGACCUCGCUUCUGCGGACCUUUUCUCGUUGAAGCACAGGUCACUCCUGUUACCUUCCGCUUACGCCUGCCAGCUACCUGGAAGAUUCACAACGCCUUCCAUGUUCAACUCUUGAAGCCCUACCGAGAUCCCAACACGGUCUUCUCUGGACGCCAACCGCCGCCACCGCCGCCCGUCCUCGUCCAUGAUGAACCCGAGUACGAGGUCGAGUCCAUGCUUGCUCAACGCUGUCGACGGAAUGGCACCGUGGAGCUUCUCAUCCGUUGGAAGGGUUAUGAUCCUUCAGAGGAUAGUUGGAUCUCUGAAUCCGAGAUGGAUCACACUCGUCGUCCUCUUCGCGACUACCUUGUCAAGCAGGGAUAAGAUAAACCUGGUUACCUGAU
Molecule: messenger RNA, 2628 nt
Organism: Closterium sp. NIES-67
Lineage: Eukaryota; Viridiplantae; Streptophyta; Zygnematophyceae; Desmidiales; Closteriaceae
Source: the annotation of a GenBank genome assembly